AUACUUUACGCGAUUGUCGUCCACGAAGCUACCCUCAGACAUUGGCAGGUGGUGCAAGAGAGGAGAGCGGGGAGACCUGGAGAGGGCAUCAUCAUUGAAGGGCACAACACGACCCCACCCAGCAUUUAACGGCGGCUGCUCCUGUGAAGGGCAACCCCAGACCCUCGAAUCCAAAGAUGGCGACUUCACUGGCAGCAGAUCAGCCAUCUGUACCACCUCAAUCGGAUAUGACGGCUUCUCAUAUGGUAGAGAACGAUCCCUUCCUGUCGGCAUCAACGGGCUCAAAUCACCAUCGAUUCUCCCAUUUCGAUAACCAGUUGUUCGCACUUGGUCCAACAACCUCCCCAGACCAAGCCAAGCGUGCACUGGAGGCUCAUCUCGCCGAGACUGAGCGUCGAAUAGAAGAGGCUUCAAAGCUUGGAACCACUCUUGUACAGCAACGGAAGGAUCUCGCAGAGCGGUUAAAGGAGGUCGAGAAACAACAAAGUGAAGGAGAUAUCACCCCUGAACUGCGUCAAAAGCUCGUGGAGAUCGAGAAGGAGUACAAUGAGGUUGGACGGGAGAGCGCAAGGGCAUUUCUGCCGAAGGUCAGGGUCUCCAGCAACGAGAUGGCAGGAUCCCCCUUCGCGGGUGAUUCGAAUCGCUCAAGAAGUCCAUCGAAAUUUGAGAGCCAGGCCACGAAUUCUCCUUCUAAACUCAUCGUCCCCAAUCGAAAGCAACGAAACCAGCCCUCCAAUAGGGUUCAUGAUAUCGAAUUUGCAACUGAGAUCAGCACUUCUUUGUUAUCGCAGGUACGACAUCUUCAAGCCCUACUAGCAGAGAAGGAAGAAACUUUGAAGACAAUCACCUACGAGAAAUCAAGACUAGAGAUUGAGGCGGAAGGGUUUAAUCAACGGUUAAGAAGUCUCGACGAGAGUGAGCACAGGUACAAGGACGAAAACUGGAAUCUUGAGACACAGAUCCAUGAAUUUCUAGCAGCUGCAAAGGAGGCAGCCGAUAGGGAGAAGAAACUGACGCAGAACCUCAACAUCGUGCAGGCGGAGAAGAGUGCUGCACAAAAGGAGCUCGACGAUAUCAAGUUGAACCACGCGAAGCUCACAGAAGAUCACGCCACUGCCCUUAAACAUUACGAUGUUGAGCUGGGUAGCGUCAAGCGGAGCAUGACGAUGGCAGAAAAUGAGCGGGGUGCUUUACAACGGAAAAUCGAAGAUCUCACCGGCCAGAAUCAAGAACUUGCCAAAGCAGUAGCACACCAACGAGGCCGUUUAGAGGAUCGAGAACAUGCACGAGGGUUGAGUGAUGAGGACUUCGAAACUGCACCUGACAAUGUCACCCCCGAGCAUUCUCCGCCACCUUCUCCAGUGAAGGGGACACCACGACACAGCAUGCUUGAAUCAGAGACGCUCAAGAGUUCCUUGCACCAUGCGCAUCGAAUGAUCCAGAAUCUGAAGACCAACAUUCAUCGAGAGAAAACCGAGAAGCUGGAGUUGAAGCGUAUGCUCCAGGAUGCUAGAGAUGAGUUGGAUGCGCGCCGAAGCGAUAUAGGCUCUAACGGGAAGAGAAAUCGCAAGGUUGACUCGAAGGAAUUCAAGAAGCCCCUCAGACCCGGACAACUCGGUGGGCUCAGGAAUAGUCGAAGUGAAGUUUUCCUAGAAGAUCCCAACUGGGAAGAAGAUACUGGCGAGAGAAGCCCGAGCCACCCGACAGCUAUUACUGCUGGCGCUGUUGCUGGAGGUGUAGCCGGUGCGGCUCUGACCGAUUCUAGUGACCAUUUCGAAACUGCAAACGAGAACGACACCAGUGAUGCCUUCGAGACUGCAAACGAGCGAGGCACUGAGACCGAGGAUUUCCAGACCGGUCACGAAGAAAUGAGCGGCAGUGAUGAGCUAACAGAGACCGAGGGAGGAAAACCCACGCCUCGUCAUAAGCCCACACCCCUAUCCCUCUCCAAGCCAGGAAAUAGGGAGUCUUUCCAAAGCACCGCUUCCACCUCCGGAGACGAGUACAGCUACGAGGACGUAAAGACGCCCACUGCCUCCGCGCAGCCCCAACGCUUGCGACUCAGGGUGAGUCGUGGGGGCAACCGAAGAUCGCGCGUUGCCAGCGAAGAACCUCAGUUCCAGAGCAGUCCAGCCAGCUUUGCAAAUAGCAGCAGAAACGCCACUCCUCAAGCAGGACAAAGCUUGUUUGCCGAGCUUGGUGAUAUGGGCGGCAGCGAUGAUGAGUCCAUGCAGGGUACUCCGAGUCGCAGUGCCUUCGGUUCACCUGCUUCGUCGAGACCUGGCACAGCAAAGAACACUCCUGCAAUUCUCAGUCCCGUUUCGCCGCCGCCAGUCCCAAAAAUUCCAAUGGUGGAUUCUGGAAUGAUGACCGAACCGUGGGGACCUGAACCACCUACACCUAAGACGGCAGUUCCUUAUCUCGCUGGAACUGGUCUUGCAGGCGCUGCCGCAGCCGAAGCUGCGCACUUGAUGAGCGAUAAAUAUUCUUCAACUGCAACUCAAGUAAAGGCAGAAACUUCUGAUGCUGGGAGUCAAUGGCACGAUGAGCAAGUGAAUAAAUCACUAAAAGUUGAUUCGGACCAGAGUUCCCGACCAAUUUCUACAUCCACUUAUAGCGACAUGAGCUCUCAGUACGAUGCAGUUGUCUUGGACGAAAGACUCGCCAAAUUCCCGUCACCUCCAUCAUCUCGUGCACACACUCCGAUGACCAGCCUGGCCAGGAUGGAGGCACUGUCAGCACCGUUGACAAUUUCCACAAUCGUUUCCGAGCAUGUUGAGCCGACCGAAGCACCCGAGUCCCCAAUCCUUCCAGAAUUACAGAGAAAAUCAGUUCCAGGUGCGCCAAGCCUUGCAACGAUCGUUGCACCUCUUGCGUUCUCUUCAAUCCAGUCAGUCGACACGGAACCCAUCGAGCCUCGCAGCCCUCGGCGAGAUGGGGUUAUGAUCCCACGAGACGAUUCGGAAGAUGAGAAGGCUGUUAGGGACGCACCAGAGACUCCGAAACCAACCUUUCUUGGAUCAGUCUUCGCCUGGAAUAAGAACAAGACCCCGACAACGCCCUUCAUUGCUGAGGACGAGACUCGGCAAUCGCCCAGCGACUCCCCAAUGGUUGAAACACCCGAAUCUCAACGGCCACUCAAAGAGCUCUCCAGUAAUCCUCACGAGCGUGCUAUCAAGAAGCAACGCGUGGAGACAAGGGAUGAAAGCUCACAGACCGCUCUGACUGCCGAGCAAAUUGACAACAUGUUGAAAAACAAGAGAAAGGAUAUCAUAGUAGCCGAAGAUGGGCAGAGGUCACCCCGCGGCACCACUAUUCCAAUGGUUAUCAAGACCCGCAGGUCUCAGGAAAGUAUCGGAAGUGUCGGCCGUGCCAGGGCCAAGAUGGCAGACCCCGAUUUUGUUCAUGAUACUGUUCCGCUAAAGAGACCUGGUAGCGCCGGUAGUGCCCGUAACAACUCGAUCUCCAGCAUUCACCCUCCAUUGCCUACUGAUCACAAGGAGGUGAUUGCUGCGGCCGCGCAACGUUCUGGCUCCUCCAGUGGUGGUCCUGGCAGUAUGGGCCCUCCAUUAAUGACAGCAUCUGCUUAUAGAGCAGCCAACCCAUCCUUUAGACCCAGGACGCCAAGUUCUCAAGCUCCCCAGAGUCCUUCCUCUUUGAGAGGAACUCCUACACCAAGAGCUGUACAGUCUUCUUCGACGACGGAAGUGAAAUCACCACCCACUCUGAAGAGCAGAUCGAGGGCUUCAUCUCUCUCUUCAUUUGCCUCGGAAGUGGAUACUCGGUUCAAUCUGAGACCUGGAAUGAUGCCACAUGGUUUAUCUUCUAACACCGAUCCACGCAUGAUCAAUGCUAUCACACAGACGAUGAUUGGGGAGUAUCUCUGGAAGUACACGAGAAAGGCUGGCCGUGGAACGAUGUCGGAAAAUCGACACCGCCGCUACUUCUGGGUUCACCCAUAUACUAGGACUCUUUACUGGAGUGACCGGGAUCCAUCAUCGGCAGGUCGGGCUGAGUUGAAGGCAAAGAGCGUCCCGAUUGAAGCUGUCAGAGUGGUCACCGAUGACAACCCAAUGCCCCCCGGUUUACAUCGCAAGAGUUUGGUUAUCAUGACUCCUGGCCGGUCAGUCAAAUUCACUGCAACUACCGGACAACGCCACGAGACGUGGUUCAAUGCUCUUUCGUACCUACUGCUGCGGACUGGAGAGGAUGCUGUCGGUGAUACAAAUGAUGUUGCUAAUGGUGCCUUGACCUCCGAAGAUGUUGCAGAAUUCAACCCUGGAUUUGGGGACAACACCACGCGUCAAGGUCCCAGUUCCCUAUCCUCAUACAACAGCCGUACGACGCGUAACGAAUCUCGAGAACGCAAGUCUUCUCGACUCUCAGCCCAGCCUCAGCUUACAUCUACAUCUUCUCGUCCUUCAGUUGGAACCUUUUCGAGAUUCAGCAGUUAUUGGAAACCCGGGAAAGAAGAGCAGGUGGGAAGUUUCUCCAGUAGAAAGAGCAGACACAGUGUUAACGGCACUGGGAGCAUCUAUGAGGCUAGCGAGGUCCACGAUAGUGCGGAGGAUCUUAGGGAAUUGAUUGAGAAGCAAGACAGGGAGUCUGACAAGUUAGAGAAUGUUAGAGCCUGUUGUGACGGCAAACACGAUGUCGGCCAUCUCCACAACUCCACCAAAGGGCGCCACUCCACGGUUGGAAUAGCAUCCGGAUCUCAACGACCAGCGCCACCACGAAACAAGAGUAGGAACAGUUUAAUGCGACGUACGGACUAAAUAUAGUCACCUACCUUCCCGAUCAUGGGACUCUCUUUACGAAUGUUAUGUCUUUCAUUUGCUUCUCAAAACCAAAACCGCGAUCUAUAGAGAGCGAGUGUCACGGCCUUGAUCAUGCAUGACCCGAACAAUCACAAUAUCCAUCUCGUUUUCUGUUUCCUUUUUGAGUAAUGAAUGAGUAGUGUCGAGGAGAUAAUGCAUCGUACCAUGACACCAGGUCACAGGAGGGGUGACUUUUCAUUCUUGUAUGAUUCCGUAUCUGGGUAAGGGAUGGCCUUGAUGAUGAAUACACGGGGCAGGGUUGUGUGGUCUUUAGUCCAUA
This is a messenger RNA of Hyaloscypha bicolor E, 5097 nucleotides long. RefSeq lists its product as uncharacterized. Lineage: Eukaryota; Fungi; Ascomycota; Leotiomycetes; Helotiales; Hyaloscyphaceae. The record is from RefSeq and is a predicted model, not a curated record. The transcript has 3 exons. Gene Ontology annotation, molecular function: phospholipid binding; tubulin binding. The coding region runs from base 177 to 4775 and encodes 1532 amino acids. Gene Ontology annotation, biological process: establishment of mitochondrion localization; microtubule cytoskeleton organization; dynein-driven meiotic oscillatory nuclear movement. Gene Ontology annotation, cellular component: cell cortex; mitochondrion.